This is a messenger RNA of Schistocerca serialis cubense, 4649 nucleotides long. Its product is annotated as serine/threonine-protein phosphatase 6 regulatory ankyrin repeat subunit A-like. NCBI's taxonomy places the organism in Eukaryota, Metazoa, Arthropoda, Insecta, Orthoptera, Acrididae. Bases 21 to 3038 code for a protein of 1005 amino acids. Gene Ontology annotation, biological process: protein localization to ciliary inversin compartment. Gene Ontology annotation, cellular component: ciliary inversin compartment. The transcript is spliced from 17 exons. Gene Ontology annotation, molecular function: protein binding. The record is from RefSeq and is a predicted model, not a curated record.
GCAGUUCACACAAGAAGAGAAUGGAAGCUUUUGAAAUGUGUGAUUACAGAAGAAUGCUGGAGAUUAGGUGGAUAGAUCAAAUAACUGAUGAAGAGGCACAUUUUGUCUUAAAACACAAAAUGGGGGCGAUGGAAGAUGAUUGGCGUUUGAGACAGGCAGUAUACAAUGGAGAUAUCAAGACUCUGAGGGAAAUGAUUUCCAAUGGUGCUGAUCCAAGAAUUAAAGAUAAUGAAGGUACAUCCAUUUUAAUGGAUGGAGCACGCUGUGGACAUUUGGAAAUGGUUAAGUUCUUGGUAGAGGAGGUUUGCAUGUCACUGGAAGAAUGUGAUAAGAAUGGAAACACAACCCUCUUGAUUGCUUCAUUACCAACAUACUUAAAUCUUGAGGUUUUGCAGUACCUGCUCUCAUCUGGAGCUGAUCUCCAGGCUAGAAAUUUUAUGGGUGAGACGGCACUGCACCUUGCUUCUCGCUCUCAGUCCCUAGAAACUUUUAAAAUUCUGCAGCAGUCAGGUAUUCCAAUUGACUCUCAGGACCUCCAAGGAAAAACUGUUCUUCAUCAUGCUGCUGAACUUGGGGAUAAUCAAAUGGUGAAAUAUCUACUAGAUCAGAAAUGUCUCCCUGUUGACUGCAGAGACAAGUAUGGUCAGACUCCAUUAAUGUUAACAGCAGAGUUUCCAAGAAGUGAGCAAGAUCCUGUGAGACAUGGGGAAUGGAUUGACCAUACAGAUUAUGUCAGUAAGGCUCUCAAGCUUAUUGUAGGCGCUGGAGCAGACCCUACAGUAAAAGAUGUUGUUGGUAGAACAGCACUCCACAGAGCACUUGGAUGUAAGGAGAAUUUCCAGUACCUUCAGAAAAUACAUCCUAAUUUCAAGGAUGGUCUUGAUAAAAACGGACAAUCAGCCAUAAUGAGAGCCAUUUCUGCAUUUCAAUACCACUAUGAUAUGCCCUAUGUGAUAAAACUUCUAGUGCAGGGAGGUGCAGAUGUCAAUUUAUGUGACCGAGAUGGAAAGACAGCUUUGUGCCUGGCUAUAGAGAAAGAUACUUUCUGGGCAUUGAGGGAACUAAUAGAAGGUGGAGUCACUUUAUCAUCUUGCAGAAAGGAUGAGCUUACAGACAUUCUCCACAUGGCUGUGUGGCGCCAUCAAGAUGAGUUAGUCACAAGAUUGAUUGCUGCAGGAGCAAAUGUCAAUAGCAAAGAAAGAGGGGAAGCUGAGAAGUCAACAUUACAUGGGCACACAGCUCGAUGUUUGGAAAUCAAUGAAUUGUCAUAUAGAGGAGAAGGCUGGAUUGAUGCAGCAUUUUCUGGCAAUUCCCCACUGUUCAAAUCUCUUGAGUCAGAGAAGAUAGUCACUCAUUUGAUUGCUGCUGGUGCAGAUGUGAAUUUCAAGGAUGACAACGGCUGUACACCACUGCUUGCAGCUGUUCAUAAGGAGCAUUUGAAGUCACUGGACCUUUUGCUGAAGGCUGGUGCUGAUCGAAAUGCAGUGGAUAACUGUGGUGUGACAGCUCUCCACUUGGCCGCCAGCUGUCGAAAGGUACCACCUCAAGUCAUAGCAUUUGCUAAAGAACAGAUUGAACAAGGUAUGAGACUAGACAUCAUGGAUCAUCAGGGCAGGACACCUUUUCAUUAUGCUGCACUGACUGGAAAUCGCGGAGUUAUGAAACUCCUCAUCAGUUUGGGAGCCAAUGUAAAUGCUGUAGAUGUCUCUGGUAAGACUCCCAUUGCCAUGCCAGCCAUACAUUCACUUAAGGUGAAACAGUUACUGAUUAAUGCUGGAGCUGACUUAACAGUAAGAGAUAAACAUGGCAAGACAGCCUUACAUACAUCAUUUGAGAUUGAUAAUAUUGAAAUCACUAAGUUUCUCAUGAAGAAGCAUAAACAAGAGAUUGGUUGUGAUAAUAACGGUAAUAAUAUCCUGCAUUGUGCAGUCAGAGCUCGAAGAAAUGCACUUGACAAAGUGAAGUAUAUACUGAAUAAAAAACUUACUACAAUUGAAGAAAAGAAUGAAAACGGAGAGACAGCUCUAAUGUGUGCUGUACAGUUGCGUCCAUUUCACACAGAAAAACAGACUCUUGUUCAAAUACUAUUGACAUCAGGUGCUAGCCCCAAUGCUAAAGACUCGCAAGGGAAGACUCCUCUCCAUAUUGCAGCUGCAGAGGGAGAUGCAAAGACAGUGGAUGCUCUGAUUGCUGCUGGAGCAGAUGUAACAGAGAGGGAUUUAAAUGGUCGGAUGCCUCUGCACUGGGCAGCUCAGUCCCACCGUGCUGAGGCCAUGAAAUUACUGCUGAAUGAGAGAAAUGAGCAACAUGAAAUGGGGAUCAAUCAACAGGACAAUGGUGGGCAGACCCCAUUGAUGCUUGCUGUCAAAGAAAAACAGUCUGUAAAGUUAUUGCUAAAAGAAGGUGCCAAUGUUAAUAUGCAGGAUCAUGCUGGAAGUACAGCGCUCGAAGCAGCAAUUGAGUGCAAAAAUUUUGAUGCAAUGAAGCUACUGCUGGUUGCAGGAGCAGAUUUCUUACCUGCUCAGAGGGAGUAUCAUGUUAGAGCAAUCCAUUUGGCUGUUGCAGCAGGGGAUACUAAGAUACUGGAGCACCUGAUUUCAAUGGGAAUGGACCUUUUAGACUGCUGGUGGGACCCUGAACACAAGACAACUCUGCUACAUGUUGCAGCUGAAACCAGUGUGGAAAUGUUGAAGCAGGUAUUGAAUGUGGGAAAAAGUGUAGACACCUUUGAUAAUGAAGGGUACUCUGCCUUUCAUCGUGCAGUUCUGUCUGGAAAUUGUGCGAUCAUCAAAUAUUUUUUAGAAGAGAUACAAACUCCUGUGGAUGAAAGAGAUGCAAAGGGGAGGACAUCCCUCAUUCUAGUGGCUGCAAGUGACAAUUGGCACCUAAUGAACUCAGCAGUUCCAGACAUUUUGCUUCAUGCAGGUGCUGAUGCUAGUGCACAAGACAAUGAAAAUAUAACUGCUUAUGAUCUGGCACUUCAGAGCAGGAAUCAAAAAUAUGCAGAUCUUUUAGAAAUGGCACAACAUCUUUGUUAAUUUCACUGAACAGUGUAAAGCUGGUGGUGCAUAAUUGCAUCUACGUAAUGUUUAUGUGACUUCUUAACAAGUGGCUAAUGGCUUCAUAUUGACAGGGUACUUAGAGACUUGUUACACAGUACAAAGCGCACAUUUCAAGUUUACAAGAUAUCAAAAAUGAAGUCUUCAGUCUAAUAUAAUUGAUUUCUAUUGUCUAUAAAUGAUAAAAAAUUAGUAGUAUGGGAGCCAAAACAAACCAUUUUCUCCAGAUGCACCUUUGUUCAUUGGACACUACCAGUAAUACAAAUGAAGCCAAGAUUUUUCUUUUCUAUUAAAACUAAUCCAAUGGAUUAAAAUCAUCCAAAAUCAUAAAUUUGGUAUUUGCACCAUGCCCUUGUACUGCUGGCCGGGGUGGCCGAGCGGUUCUAGGUGCUACAGUCUGGAACCGUGCAACUGCUACAGUCGCAGGUUCGAAUCCUGCCUCGGGCAUGGAUGUGUGUGAUGUCCUUAGAUUAGUUAGGUUUAAGUAGUUCUAAGUUCUAGGGGACUGGUGACCUCAGAAGUUAAGUCCCAUAGUGCUCAGAGCCAUUUUGAACCCUUGUACCCAGAGAAUUAACUUAUUAUCAGAUCUAUGCUUGAUUCCUCUGUGUGUGAUUAAAAUAUUUCAUUAAGUCAUAACGUUUUAUAAACAAACUCAUCUUAUGGAGGCACUCCUUCCAAAUUCAUAAAAGUCUGAGUAGUCUACAUCUACGUCUCUGUGAGUACUCUGCCAAUCACAAUAAAGUGCCUGCUAGAGGGUUCAAUAAACUACCUUCAAGCUGUCUCUCUACUUUUACAGUUUUGAACGGCACACAGGAAAAAUGAGCACUUAAAUUUUUUUGUGCAAGCCCUGAUUUCUCUUAUUUUAUUGUGAUAAACAUUUCUCCUUAUGUAGGUGGGUGCCAACAGAAUGUUUUCACAAUUGGAGAAGAAAACUGGUGAUUGAAAUUUCAUGAGAAGAUCCCGUUGCAAAGAAAAACACCUAUGUUUUAAUGAUUUUCACUCCAAUUCACAUAUCAUGUCUGUGGCACUAUCUCCCCUACUUCACGAAAAUACAAAACGAGCUGCCCUUCUUCAUACUUUUUCAAUGUCACCCAUCAGUCCCAUCUGAUGCAGACCCCACACUGCACAGCAAUACUCCAGAAUAUGGUGGACAAGUAUGGUGUAAGCAGUCUCUUCAGUAGACCUGUUGCACCUUCUAAGUGUUUUGCCAAUGAAUCGCAGUCUUUGGUUGGCUCUACGCACAACAUUACCUACGUGAUCGUUCCAAUUUAGGGUGGUUGUAAUUGUAAUCCCUAAGUAUUUAGUUGAAUUUACAGCAUUUAGAUUUGUGUGCCUUACCGCGUAAUCGAAAUUUUGCGGAUUUCUUUUAGUGCUCAUGUGAAUAACUUCACAUUUUUCUUUAUUCAGUGUCAAUUGCCGCUUUUUGCACCAUACAGAUAGUUAGUUAGUUAGUUGGUUGUGUUCCAUUGAUCAGUCUCACAGUACGGUAGAAGUUAUGAUGUGGAACAUGUCAAGUGCACAAGAAAUGCACAUAUGAAACAAAUUUUUUUAAUAUAUAUGUAUAUAUUACAAUACAGAGUUAAAGAUUAA